Molecule: messenger RNA, 7469 nt
Organism: Alligator mississippiensis (American alligator)
Lineage: Eukaryota; Metazoa; Chordata; Crocodylia; Alligatoridae
Gene: PLCH2
Product: phospholipase C eta 2
Exons: 25
Coding region: 860-5668 (1602 amino acids)
Biological process (GO): lipid metabolic process; phosphatidylinositol-mediated signaling
Molecular function (GO): calcium ion binding; phosphatidylinositol-4,5-bisphosphate phospholipase C activity
Source: RefSeq, a predicted model, not a curated record
UGGCGCAGGCGUUGUGCGUCACAGCAGCGCUCGCCUGCGCUUCCCAGAGUCCUUUGCGGCCGCUCCCCCGAGGCCUCUCGUGUGUGACUCUCCUUCGCCGCGCCCGUGAAGCCGCCCUCCUCCGCCCCAGGGCGUCAAGUCCCAGCCGGGGUCGCCUCCCGCUCAGAAACGAAACACCUGGGGCCAAGGCGGCACGCGAGGGCCCUAUGCCCGAGGGCAGGAGAACUCGGGGGCACCCGAGCCCCAGGCCUCCGGGCUUGGGCCUGCAUGGAGGGCGCCCGCCAAAGGGCUUGGAAACGUCUGAAGCCCCAGGUAGGAAAACCAAAGCAGAGGUUGAUUCUGGAGCUUUGAAGAUGUCAUUUAAUAUGAAAGCUGGAGUUACGGCACACUUUUUUCCCGGUUCUUGAUCAGACUAUUCAGAGAUCAUAUAUAAAACUGAGAACUGCAGGCUUAUGAAGGUGUGCAACAUGCAGGAAAUGCUGGGAGGAUACACUCAAUUUUAAGUCCCAUCGCUUUAAUGCCUGCAGGAAAUGCAAAGGCUAAGGCAUUCGCUACAUCAAGACUGAAGACAGUGGUCAUUUUACUUUAGCAGCAGUGACUGAACAUUUAUUCCUGAACACAAAUUGGAGGUGUCAGUAGGAGUCUUCUGGCUAUGGGAUAGUUGGUUUACCAUACCAAAGAGGAGAUUUUAUAUGGCUUUAGAAGAAACCAGAAAAAACAUCCCAAAUUCUGGACUUCCAGAGAUUGUUUUAUCAUUGGGGCUGAAUUUUUUAGGCAGCUAUAUUGUCAGCUUCCAAUCUGAAAUAAUUGGUGUGGGUCAGAGUGGACGUUCUGAAUAGGCAGUUUCUGACAGCCCACAAUGUCUCUGCCCUAUGCAAAAGCCAUGCCAAGGGAUCCAGCUCAAGCAGAAGACCUGCCACUUGUGGAUGGAAACUGUUGCCAUUUCCUAUCUGCAAACUUCAUCACAGUAGUGGAAAGAUGUAUGAACUCCAUGCAAGCUGGGACCCAGAUGAUCAAACUACGCGGUGGUUCCAAGGGGCUGGUCCGUUUUUAUUAUCUGGAUGAACACAAGUCAUGUAUUCGCUGGAGACCAUCUCGAAAGAAUGAGAAAGCCAAAAUCUCCAUCGACUCCAUCCAGGAGGUGUGCGAGGGGAAGCAGUCGGAGAUCUUUCAGCGCUAUGCUGAUGGCAGUUUUGACCCCAAUUGCUGCUUCAGCAUCUACUAUGGAGACCACAUGGAGUCGCUUGAUUUGGUGUCAUCCAGCGGGGAGGAGGCCCGCACGUGGAUCACAGGGCUCAAGUACCUGAUGGCAGGGAUCAGUGAUGAAGACAGCCUGUCGAAACGCCAGAGAACCAGAGACCAGUGGUUGAAGCAAACCUUUGAUGAGGCAGAUAAGAAUGGAGAUGGCAGUUUGAGUAUUAAUGAGGUGCUCCAGCUGAUGCACAAACUGAAUGUAAACCUCCCUCGACAAAAAGUCAAGCAAAUGUUUAAGGAGGCUGACACAGAUGAUAACCAGGGCACACUGGGCUUUGAUGAGUUCUGUGCCUUCUACAAGAUGAUGUCGACACGGCGUGACCUGUACCUACUCAUGCUUACCUAUAGCAACCACAAGGACUACCUGGACACAGAGGAUCUGAAGCGCUUCCUUGAGGUUGAACAAAAGAUGACUAACGUGACCAAGGAGCACUGCCUGGAAAUCAUCAAUCAGUUUGAACCAUGUCUGGAAAACAAGAAGCAGGAGGCCCUGGGAAUUGACGGCUUCACCAACUACAUGCGGAGCCCUUCAGGGGAUAUCUUCAACCCAGAACACUACCAGGUGAAUCAGGACAUGUCUCAGCCGUUGAGCCACUACUUCAUCACCUCUUCACAUAACACCUACCUCAUGGGGGAUCAGCUGAUGUCUCAGUCCAGGGUGGACAUGUACUCCUGGGUGCUGCAGUCUGGCUGUCGCUGUGUGGAAGUUGACUGCUGGGAUGGGCCAGAUGGCGAACCAAUUGUCCACCACGGAUACACCCUGACCUCCAAAAUACUCUUCAAAGAUGUGAUUGAAACCAUCAACAAAUACGCCUUCAUCAAGAAUGAGUACCCUGUUAUUUUAUCUAUAGAGAACCACUGCAGCGUCAUCCAGCAGAAGAAGAUGGCUCAGUAUCUUAUUGAAAUCCUAGGAGACAAGCUGGAUCUGUCUUCAGUGCACAAUGAAGAUCCCACCAAACUGCCUUCCCCAGACAGUCUUAAAGGGAAGAUAUUAGUUAAGGGAAAGAAACUUCCAGCUAAUAUUAGUGAGGAUGCAGAGGAAGGAGAAGUGUCUGAUGAGGACAGUGCUGAUGAGAUUGAUGAUGACUGCAAACUCAUGAAUGGAGAUGCUUCCACCAAUCGGAAGCGAGUAGAACAUAUAGCAAAGAAGAAACUUGACUCGCUGAUAAAGGAAUCCAAAAUCCGUGAUUGUGAAGAUCCAAACAAUUUUACAGUCACCACUCUGCCCUCAUCUGGAAAGCUCAGCCACAAGUCAGACAUCAAGAAGAAAUACAGUUCCAUGGCACAUUCGGUAGGAGACAAGGCUAUGAACAAACUCGAGGAUGAUGUAGAAUCUGGGGAAGACUCAAGCGGCAAACGACACAGCCGUUCACUGAUGGGCAGCUUUUCCAAGCGCAAGAAAAAAGGAGGCAAACUGAAAAGGGCAUCCAGUCUGGAAGAGGGAGAAGAUGACCUGGACUCUCAAGGAAACUUAGCAAGGGGCUCAGUACAUUACAGCAGGAUGAGCCGUCAGAAGAAAACAAUGAAGCUUUCCCGUGCUCUUUCUGACUUGGUGAAGUACACAAAAUCUGUUGGGAUCCAUGAUGUUGAAACUGAAUUUGCUUCCAGUUGGCAGGUCUCAUCUUUCAGUGAGACAAAGGCCCAUCAGAUACUACAACAAAAGCCAGCACAAUAUCUACGCUUCAACCAACACCAGUUGUCUCGCAUCUACCCAUCUUCUUAUCGGGUAGACUCUAGCAACUACAAUCCCCAGCCCUUUUGGAAUGCUGGCUGCCAGCUGGUUGCACUAAACUACCAGUCAGAGGGGAGAAUGCUGCAGCUGAACCGGGCCAAGUUCAGUGCCAACGGGAAUUGCGGCUACGUCCUCAAACCAAAGUGCAUGUGUCAAGGUGUCUUUAAUCCAAAUUCUGAGGACCCACUACCUGGUCAGCUGAAGAAGCAGCUUGUGUUGAGGAUUAUCAGUGGGCAACAGCUCCCAAAGCCACGGGACUCCAUGCUGGGAGACAGAGGAGAGAUCAUAGAUCCAUUUGUAGAAGUGGAGAUCAUAGGAUUACCAGUGGACUGCUACAAAGAACAAACCAGAGUAGUUGAUGACAACGGUUUCAAUCCAAUGUGGGAGGAGACUCUGGUGUUCAUGGUGCACAUGCCAGAGAUUACGCUUGUUCGGUUCCUGGUUUGGGAUCACGAUCCAAUUGGGCGGGAUUUUAUUGGACAGAGGACGAUAGCUUUUAACAGCAUGAUGCCAGGCUAUCGGCAUGUGUACCUGGAAGGUAUAGAAGAGGCAUCCAUCUUUGUUCAUGUAGCUAUUAAUGACAUCUGUGGUAAGGUCAAGCAAGCUCUGGGCUUAAAAGGCCUAUUUCUCAGAAAUCCAAAGCAGGCCUCUCUAGACAGUCAUGCUGCUGGUCAGCUCCAUCGCAAACACUCCUUUAGCAGUCACAUCUUACGUCGGACAGCCAGCGCACCCACCAAGAGCCAGAAGAAGAACAAGAAGGGCUUUCCUGAGAUUGCUAUCGAUACCAAAGACAACAGCUCUGAAGGGGCCAGUGAAGACCGUGAACUGGAAGACUCCUCACAGCCUCGCUUUGAGCAAGAGCCGGAAAGCACUUCUCCAUUCCCGGCUCCCAGGGAUGGUGCCAAUGGGGAAGUACAUGGCAAGGGGUUGAAAGAUGUCCGCCAAUUCUCAAUGCAGAGGUCUGUCACCUCCUUAUGCAGCUUAGAAACUAUUACCGAAGAGCCCAUCAUUGCCAAUGAAAACCAACAUGCCGGUUCUUGUUUCCCUCUACCUGUUAUGCCCCCCAGCGAUUCUGAAGAAGAGUCUGUGUCUGAUCAUUCUGCUGAAUCUAGAUCAGAAGAAGAUGGCCCAUCAGACCUGCCUGAGAGAGCUCUUCUUGCUAAAGGACCAAGAGUGGGCUUGACUGCAGAAGAUCAAGUGCUCAUAAUCCCAGGAGCAGUUGUCACAAACAUGUUGGUCCAGGUAGAUGAAAGGAUAUAUACAGAAGAACACUUUAGAGAUGGUGAUAGUUGGAAACGGACAUACAGUCGUGCUGAAGAUCAGUCUCGUUUGGCAGCAAAUCCUCAACAAACCUGGGGGGUCUUUGCACCAAGUGAUGCUUCAGCCCAUUCUGCUGAGCACUGCCAGGAACAAGAAGACCACAUAGAUCGAUCGCUUACAGGUGUGCACAGCAUUGCCAGAUCCAUGAGCCAGGAGGGUGGUGCCACAGCCAUCUCACCACAACCAUGCAACUUGAAUAAUAACACACAGCUGACUUUGCCUCCAGAUGCUUUCCAGAAACCCCAGCCUGCCCAGGAUCUGGCUGCUCCUGUUUCUCAAACAGGCUGUCAUAUGUUAAUAAAGAGAUCAAAGAGUGAAGGGCACAAGAUUUCAGACCACUCAGCCUUAAUGAAAAAUCCCAGUAGCCUGUCCCCAGCGGCAGAAAUAUACUUUGAUGCCACCAUAAAUGACCAGAUCUGGAGCAAGUUAGAUUCCAGCAAUCAUAGGGACAGCAUGUCUUCCUCCUCCAGCAUGUCCUCCAAUGACACUGUGAUAGAUCUUUCUCUCCCUAACCUAGCUCGCAAAAGCCUCCCAGAUCUAGGUACCCAGCAUGAAAACUUUGAGCCCAUUGCUGUGAGAAAAGGUAUGCGUCCACGGUCUGCUACAACUUCCAGUAGUGAAAUGCCAAUGGUGACCAAGAGCAAAUCCAAUCCUAAUCUGCGGUCUGGUCAACUCCCGGUGGAUGAGAUAUGCCCUCGGCCUUUGGCCAGGGGUCCUCAAGGCACAUUGUCAUCUAUUCCUAGGAGGCAUACUUGGAACAGGCUCUACAUGGAAAGUCUGAAGCAAGCCUCUCUCAAGUCCAAAGACCAGGACAGAGUUGGAACUAGCCAAGCAAAAUCCAAGAGCCUUGGAGAUCUCACCUCUGAUGAUAUUGCAUGCACUUUUGAAAGCAAGUACCGAAGUAUCAGCAGGAGCUUUGUCACUAGAUCAAUGCGGGAGCAGCGCCGCUCCUCAGGCUUGAGGCCUUCAGCCAAGCCCCAGGAUGAGCUGACUGAGCAGCUGAAGAAGUUGAUGGCCUUUCAACAGGAAAAUGACAUCACCUCCCCGAUCUGUCUUGAGCCCAUUGAAUCAGAGGAGGAAGAGGAAGGUCUGGGACUCCUCCGCAGGUCAUCCUCUCGCAGCCAGAGCAGGGUGCGGUACAUCGCCAACCGGGCCAAGCAAGCUCAGGAGAGGCAGCGGCUGCAAAGCCUGAGCCAGGUCAGCAACAGUCCCAUUGAGGAGAGGGGAAACCCAGAGGGAGCCUGCUGCAUUGCAAAAGGGGUUUGUACGGACACCACUUCUCCCAGUCUGUUUACAUCCCAACCCAAGAACCAAACUGAUUUUAACAGUGACACUGAGGUCUUCUUUAUGCUGAAACUCUAAUGUUGGGAAGUGCUGAACAAAGUUGAUGUUUACAUUCCUGCCCAAGCAGAACACAGUAAACCAAGAGGCAUGAAAUGCCCUAACACGGGAGGAUUCCUCACCCCUAUGGAGGUAAAGGAACUGAAGAGAUUGGAUGGAAUGGAAUGGGCAGUGACUCGAGUGAAUAGCACACAAAUUAUUGGACAUAAAAAUUCAAGGAACCAUAUUACUUUGGAAGCUUGCACAUAUAGCUACAAUUUUAAGGGCCUGAAUUUGGGGGGAGGGGGAUGUAUUUUAUUUUAUUUUAAAUGUUAUUAAGCCUCCAAUCUGAUCUCCUUUAUGUGACACCCAGUAUGCACCUGUGGCCACAUCUACAUGUGCGCUUAACUUCAGAGUAGACUAAUUAGCUGAGCAGUAAAGCAUCACCAUCUACACGUACGAUGGUAUUAGGCCACAGUAAACUAAUUAAUGCUGCUGUAAGAUGUUACUAUCAAGAACGGUACAGUCAAAGACACUACUGUCUUACAGCGGGAUAAUUAACUGCAAUAAACGCAUGUGUAGAUGCUGACUGCCAGUGUAAAUUGUGCCCAGCCAGCCCAGCCAGCAGUGGGUCAGACUCCUGCCUGCCACCGAGCCACACAGAUAUGCCCUUUCAGCACUCUUGUGCCCCAGCCAGCCCCUCCACCUCCCAGGGCUGACUUCCUGUAGCCCUGGCCCUGGCAUAAACUGCUCCACCCCGGCUCAGAUUGAUGCUGUCCCGGGCACACAUGUAGAUGCUAUGCCUUGGAGUAGUUUACUCAGUGCUCAAGCUGCUCAGGAGUUGAUUGCUUCAAAUUAAUUGCACAUGUAGAUGCACCCAGUGUGUGCAAGUCACUUCGUUUCACACGUGUCCCUAAUUAUUUCUUCCUACAAGGGAAACAUCUAGGUGAUGCUAAUGGUAUCCACAGAUACUUGCUCUUGCAAACGGCAGGUCUGCAAAGGAGGCCUGGCUUUAAAACCUAGUCUCUGAUGUGUUUUAAAGUUUUGAAGAGACUGAGGCUUCUGGGGGCGUCUUCUGUACCAGAUAGUCUGUGCAGUUGUUUUCUGCAUUAAGAAUAUAGCCAAUGAAGCACACCCCAUCCAUGCCGAACUUGUUCGUUCCAGCAAAAGUCCAUAUUGCCUCGUUCUUUGUUGCGAAGAAUAAAGGUCUCACUCUGUUCAGAAACAGUACUUCUUAACCCAUCUAUCUAUAUAUGUGAACUGAGACCAUUCCUUGUUUCAGAAUCUAACAUGGGGAGGGAGCUAGCAAAUCAGGCAGGAAAUAUCACUUAUUGACUUUGUUCGGCUCAGAAAAGGCUAAAUGAAUGCUACUCUUUCCUUGAAAAGAGAGCUGCCCCUUUUACAUGGUAUUUUAACAAUGCUGCUGUACAUAGCACCUUUGGGAUGAAUUAUACAAUUUCUGUUUUGCACUGCCAUGCAAGAUUUUCAAUGAUAUGUUUUAAAAAGAUAUAUUUAAAUUUUUAGAAGAAUACAUUUAGAAUUAAAUACCAACCUAAACAAAAACGUUUUUCAUUUUUUUACCUUUUUAUUUUUAGUUUUUAUUUCAGGAUUAUCAUGUCAUUUAUUAUAGAUGAACAUUUUAUUGGUGCGGGAAGAGAAUGUUUAAUGAGAUAAGUUUUAAAAGAGGGCAGAAGUUUUAAUUUUAUUUUCAGCCUGUCUAGAGUUCUUUAUUGGAGGCAUUCUGUUUUUUGUUUGUAAUGGUUCUUCUCUGUGUAUUGCAAAAUUUUAAAAUCUGUUUGUAAAACCAUCUGACACUACUCAAAUAAAAGUAUUUAACCUUUCA